Lytechinus pictus (painted urchin) is the source of this 7487-nucleotide messenger RNA. RefSeq names its product SIN3-HDAC complex-associated factor-like. The transcript is spliced from 7 exons. The record is from RefSeq and is a predicted model, not a curated record. Gene Ontology annotation, biological process: negative regulation of cell migration. Gene Ontology annotation, cellular component: Sin3-type complex. Bases 358 to 1332 code for a protein of 324 amino acids. NCBI's taxonomy places the organism in Eukaryota, Metazoa, Echinodermata, Echinoidea, Temnopleuroida, Toxopneustidae.
GAGCCUCACAAAGCAAUAUAUGGCCAGGAUUUGGGCUUUAUUCCACCCUUUGCUUUGUUCCUAUUGGGUGGCUCCCAGACCAGAAGGGCCUGUAAUUUAUGCACACUAAUCCCUGCACUGUGUGGUAUUGCUGUGCUUGAGACUGAGUGAUGUUUUGUUAUUGUGGUCCAGCCUUUUAUAUGAGUCCAGAAUUUGCUGAACAAAGACAAGUUUGAGGGUAUUUUUCUCACAUUUGCAACUUGGCAGCUCAGAAGUGAGGUUGGAUUUUUAUUCCCAAGGAACUUGAUAAAUUAUAAAUUAGGACAUUGUCAUUGACAUUAGUGCUACUAUAACGGCCCUGUGGGAAAGCAAGAAGCCAUGUUCACAUUCCACCGUCCCAAGAUCUAUCGGAGCGUCGCCGGGUGCUGCAUCUGCAAGGCAAAGUCAUCUAGUUCCAGAUUUACAGAUAGCAAGAAGUAUGAGAUGGAAUUCAAGGAUUGCUUCAACCUUGUAGAAGGCCAGAAACGAACGGGAGAGAUCUGUAAUGCUUGCGUUCUGCUAAUUAAAAGAUGGAAGAAACUACCCAAAGGAACAGAGAGAAAUUGGAACCAUGUGGUAGACGCCAGGGCGGGGCCAGGGGGGAAGUCACAGCUGAGACACAAGCUGAAAACCCAAAAGACCAUGCCCACCAACCUCUAUUCCAACAACUGCAACAACAACAACCCCGGCUCUGUCGUCUCGGAGCACGGUUGGAGCAGACGAAACAAGAGGAGACAUGCAGAGAGAAAGAAGAGGAUGCAACUACUUGAUGAGCUUAGGACCAGGAGCCAUCCAGACACUGAGGAUGUGUCGCCACCCAGCCCCACCCCCAGCGACACCUCGGACACAUCAGUUGCAUCCCAGCCUGGAUCUAGGACUGGCUCAAUAUCAUCAGAGGACUUAGAUGAACUACCCCCUCUAUUGGCAUCAAUCAUCGACACUUCGUAUUGGAAAAUGGAGAAGAUAUGCUGUGGAACGAUCUUCAAAGGGGUCAGAGGAGAGAUCAUGGUACAUCCACAGCUCCUGAGGCCAUGUGCAACCUCCUGUCUGGGGUCAGGGGUCAAGCCAAGGUCAAACCCAAGCCCCGCCCACAGGUCACCUGCUGACCCCGCCCUCUCCUGCAACAAAGGCGUGGUCAGUGACGCCAUCGCAACGGCGACCAACAAGAGAGGGACGAGACAGGACAGUGUCGGGAGCGAAGAGUCCAACGAAAGCUUGGAAUCAGAUGACCUCGGCUUAACACACUCCAGAGAGGUCAAAGGGCAAAGGUUAGCAGGAAGUGGUAUUAUCGAUGACAUCAUGGAAACAUGCUAGUGUUUAUUGUUUCGUGAUGUUCUCUUCCGAAUUGGGACUUCCAGAAGUGUUGUUUGUAUCUGUCGCACCUUGGUGAAAAUUACCUUCAUGUUCCUUUUAUGAAGGUGGUUACUAGGGCAAUUUUGAUUGCCUGUAACUACCACAGCGCUGUACCAAGUCCUUUUGAUUACACAUCUGACUCAAAGCAGACAACUCCCAUGUAGAUUCAAUUGAUGUGCAAAUACCAGUCAUUUUUUGUAAUUUACCACAUAAACUUUCGAAAUUGUGAAUAUCGUUGGUGAGUCAUCAUUUUAUGAGUGAUGUACGAUUGUUUGGUUUGCUACAAAGCAAAGACGAGAAGAAAUUUGCCAAGAAUGUUUGUUCGUAGAAUAACUACUUUAAACAGCACAUUGCCAACUGUCAAGUGUGUACAAUGCAAACAGGAGGAUAUGUUAAUUUGCAAUUUUGUGCAUUUUCUGUUUGUACUCAAGGAACAUUUUUCACAAGCAAGGGAACAAUCGCGAUCUGUUAUAUAAACUACAGUAGUAUGCCUGUACAAGAAAAAAAAUCCUGUUGCAUUGUACAUGUAUUUAAAAAAAUCAAUGAAUAAUUAUUAUUUUUUUAAUAAAUGUUUAAGUUAUGAAGUUGGAUAUGACAUACUGAAUUCCAAAUUCAAAACAUCAUUCAUUAAAAAUGAUAAACAUGAUACGUUGGCUUGCAUGAAGAAUUUUGAAUAUCAUUUAUAGAAUUAAAAAAUGGGAUUAGGCUUGGUAUCAAAAUACACAAAAGAGGUGAAGUCACUAUCAUUGUUGAAAUAUUGAUUUUGCAUCUUGCUAAUGUCUGGUUAUAUUUCCUAACAUGCUCAUUAGCUUGACCACAAAACCCUGAUUUUCUCAUUUUCUUCGAAAAAUAUUUCAAACAAAAUCCUGUUAUUGUUACAAUGUUGGUUUGUGUGUAUUGGAGAUUGAGAGCGAGGUUUAUUAUAAAUGCAUAAUUUUAUUACAGAUGCAUUAUUUUCAGUAUGAGAUGUAUUUAAUGGUUAUUGGGAAGGUAUUUUUCGUGAGAGGUUGUUAUUACAGAGAGAAAGACUAAUUUUUAAAAAUUAUUCAGAUGUUCUUAUUUUUAAACUCUAUUUAUUGCCAAAUUGGGCCAAAUGGUAAGAGAAGCAAGAUGUAUGAGAGUAAUAAAGAUAUAUUAUUAUAGAAGGAAUGUAAAUAUGUAAUUUCAUGUACAGUGUCUCUGUGUAGUAGAAACCAGCAGUGUAUGUGUUCAGUGUUCAUUGUAUCUUACACCUGUCAAAAGUGUACAUGUAUUUUCCAUUAUGUGGAACACCUUAAAGUCCUGUAGUGUACACAACACCUAGAGUGUUGUCCUUGUUACAGAAAUGGUUUGUUGUAUGUUACAGUUUCUAACGAAGGUGUUGACUGAAUCAGUUUCCAUUGAAAUCGUAUACACUCCAUGUUUCAGGUGUUCAAAACAAUGACACCAAAUAUGUAGUGCUAGUUUAAAUGUUGAGAGUUGAAGCAAAUUAACACUAAUCCUUGUCAUUUGAUAAAAGCAGUGUCAGGUUAACACUCAAGUGUUACCAGUAUACUUUUGGUGUUAUGGUAUCAUGAUGUUAAGCACAUAAACACAUAAGCAGCAUUGAAUCAAUGUUGGACACUUUACUCUAUGCACACUCAUUAGUUAUGAUUUACACUACACUUAUUAAACACAUGAACCCCCUUAUACUUCUAAUGCUCAGGAAUAUUUAAAAGGACAAGUCCACCCCAACAAAAACUUGAUUUGAAUAUAAAGAGAAAAAUCCAACAAGCAUAACACUGAAAGUUUCAACAAAAUCAAAUGUAAAAUACGAAAGUUAUGACAUUUUAAAGUUUUGCUUAAAUUCACAAAUCAGUUAUAUGCACCUCUUGGUCGGUAUGCAAAUGAGGAGACUGAUGAUGUCAUCCACUCACUAUUUCUUUUGUAUUUAUUAUAGGAAAUAUGAAAUAUUCUAAUUUUAUCCUCAUUGUCAAGUGAAACGAUGAUUACUUCCUCCCUGAACAUGUUUAAUACUAUAUGGUUCAGUCAAGUUGGUCCUUAUUGUCAAAUAUGUAAAAAAGGAAAUAUUGUAUAAUUCAAAUAAUAAAAAACAAAAGAAAUACAUGUAGUGAGUUAAGGACAUCAUCGACUGUCUCAUUUGCAUGUCACUGAAUUGUGCAUAUCACUGUUUUGUGAAUACAUGUAUAAGCGAAACUUUAAAAUGUCAUAACUUAUUUUACAUCCGAUUUUGAUGAAAUUUUCAGCAUUAUGCUAGUUUGAUUUUUCUCUUAUUCAAACCAACAUAUUUCUUGGUUGGACUUGACCUUUAAGACCUAAGAAUGCUGUCUUAUAUCGUCUUAUCCAAUUAUGCUACAUGUAUUUAAUUAUAUGCAGGGGCGGCAUCAAAGUAUUUUUGUAGGGGUGAAGGAGGGGGGGGGGCUGAAUGGCCUGAAGGGGACAUUUUCCCCCCUCUCAAUUGAAUAAAGGCUUAACAAUCCAUAUCUUUCUUUUUAUGCUCCUCUUUAUUCUUCUUUGUUCUUCCCUUCUCUCUUCUUUUCCUGUUUGUUUUCACUACUAAAAACCCCCUCUGUAGUGCCGCUCCUUUCAUCUAUAUGCAGCAACACCCUUUAUUGGGAUAUCAGUAUAUUUCUGAGUGCAAUUUUUGAAUGUGUUUAUUUCUUGCCCUAGAUUGAUACAGGCUGAAACAAUAGUACCUCUCUUAAAUCACCUUGCCCAUAUAUGUCCAUCUUCUUUCCCUUUAAAUGUUGUUUGUUUGUCAGUGGUUUUCAGUGUGAAUGUUGACAUUUGCCAGACCAAAGAGUUUUGUAACAGUUUACCAAGUCCUGUAUGGGCCCUGUUUCUCAAAAGCUUGUGAUUGAUUGGUAAUUUUUUUUUGUACCGUGAUGCACAUACAAUAAUAAAGAUCAUCAUUGGCCAGUGUUGGCCAUUGACAUUUUGCGAUUGAUUGCAUAAAGCCAGCAUUUUCUUGAUUAGCCAUUGUUGGCCAUUGCCAUUAUGCAAUUGAUUGCUAGUUACCUUUAUCUUGAUUGGCCAUUGUCAUUUUGCAAUUGAUUGCAAGCCAGCUUUAUCUUGAUUGGCCAUUGCCAUUUUGUGAUUGAUUGCAAGUUACCUUUGUCAUUGUUGGCCAUUCUUUGUUGUGGGUGUCCUGGGAUUGUAACAUAGAUACUCUUCAUUACAAUAGAUUUUAACUGUUUGUAAAAGUGUGGAUUGCCAUAUACUAAGAGAUAUGAUUGAUUUUAAAAUUGAUUGUAUAUGUAUCUUGUGUGUUACAGGGUCCUGGCUGUUGUGUGCACUUAUGAUGGUGCCAGUAGAUAUGCAUAGAUAACAAGUCAUAGAUACACCAACUUAGAUCAUAAAAUAGAUCAUUAUGGACAGCAAAUAUUAUUUGUGUUUUGUGUUUCAAGGGGUGGGGGUGGAUCGAUUCACCAGAUUAUUGGUUGUUUGAUAAAUUUGAAUUCCACCUCUUUGAAAAUACCUAUAAAAAGUGAGUGGAUGAAUCACUCAUCUCCAAACGUUAACCUUUCAAUGACCUUGUUUAGUUCUCUGUUUGCCGGACGAUUCACCUAUAAAAACAAACCUGAUCAAUGCUCAUUGUCUAUAUCUAUAUCAAUUAAGUCAUCAGGAAAUUUUAUUUUCCUUUUCUUAUUUUUCUGACAAAAUAUUUCUUUGGACAACUUUGUCCCACAGGAUUAGAAUGAUUUGUACUUGGUAAAUGAGUUGGCAUAAGGCACUCCAUAAAAGUGUGGUCUAAGGGCCUUUUCACACAUGAAUCUUGAAUCAUUGUAAUGAUGAUUGCAAUUCGUCUUUAGAAUCAUCGGACCUUUCACACUGAAAAUUCAUACCGUAAUUUGAGUGAAACUUAAACGGAAUUCACCUCCGUAGUAGAAUUUGAUUUUGUGAUUAGCGUUCGUGAUUCUAGUUCGGUUUCACACAUGCUUAAAGUUUGUCAUUAGCCUUAUUUUUCACCGGAAUCAACAUUCAUAUUGCGAUUUUUUACCGUGUGAAAGGGCGAUAAGUUAUCCCAUGUUUAAGUAAACCAUAGCUAUCAGAAUACCACUUGAUAUGUUUGUAUAAAGUGUCAAUCAGGGUCCGUAGUGCAGCGUUAGCUUUGUGAAUCGGUUUAUUUUCUAUGAUUGUUUUUUUUUUCGGACUAUUUUCACAAACCUAGUGACAUGCAUUGGCGGCGGAAGCCAAAAAUUUUAGGGGGGACCACCAACAUUUUUUGACAAGCAAAAAAAAAAGGUUAUCAACCUAAACAUGUAGGGGGGACGCUGGAAAAAAAAUUGACAAGCAAAAAAAAAAAAAGGUUAUCAACAAAAAAUUUAGGGGGGGAUCGUCCCCCCACCUCAAGUUUAGGGGGGACACGUCCCCCCCCCCCGCUUCCGCCGCCUAUGGUGACAUGAUCCUGACUAUCAUUCCUAUAAUGGGUACAAGUGAGAGGAAAUGAUUUUGUGACCUUUUUUUUUAAUGAUGGGGAAUGAAAGAUUGUUCAUGGGUUUUCAGUCCUUAGUUGUUUUUUUUUUCCUGAAUGCAUACCGUCUGUAUGCAGAGUAUUUAAUGUAUAUGUAUGUCAUUGUAAGUAACUUAGAAGAAAAAAUUCUUCCAAUUAAAUUGCCUCUUAAUGGACAGUGGUAUGUCCAGAAACCACAAGCAAUACAUCAUUAUAAAAAUAUAUCAUUUGAUUGUGAGAUGACUAAUGUUUACAUGUUGAUAUAUGCCAUACAUGUGAGUAGAGAUAUGUGUCAUUUGAUGUUAUCAAUUCAUACGAACUGAUAAGAGUUAAUGUGAAUGAUGUUACAUAGCGACUGUAUGCAACUAAUCUGUUACCCACGUAUUUUACAAAUACAAUUUUUUUUUGCUUAAGACACAAACUUAUCAACUGAAAUAUGAUCAAAGUAGGCAUACAUACUCAAACUCUUUGGCCCGUAUUCUGAAGUCGAGUUUAACUUAAACUCAGGUUUAAAGUUGUGGUUUAAGUAUGGAUAGCCAAUUGUUACAUAAAUCACUAACAAUAGAGAUAUCAUAUUUCAGCUCAUUUGGCUCUCAAAUCAUUCAUAAUUGUCUAGGAAGUAUAAAUAGAUGAUUGUCUUCACCAUCGAUGCAUCAGGAAAAAGCACAGUAAACAUAAGAAACUUACAACUUAAUAAAGAUUUUGACACUUUUGGCUUCCCAUACUUAAACCACAACUUUAAACUUGAGUUUAAGUCAGACCCGACUUCAGAAUACGGGCCUAUCAGUCUUGAUCCAAUUUGCAAUGAACUUGCCAUUUUCAAAAGGCGAAAGACAAAUAAUUAUAUGAAAUAUUUUUAAACUCUCCCUAGUUUCCCUAGUCAAAUAUGAUUAUGAUCUUAUAAACAGGGUGGUGACAUUUUUUAGAGCAUUCUAAAUCAUUUUAAAACAUGCUUUGAAAUUCUUAUGAAAAGAAAAUGACAAUUUUUAUUGUGCUAACCCUGGCCUUUUAAUAGGUCAAAUUAUUCAUGUUUUUUAACAAAAACUGAGUAUGAUGUAUAUAGUGCUGAAUAUGCAAUACGCAUUUUGCAAUACUUAUUUAUUUGUAAUGAUAUGCAUCUCAAACUGUGUACAUAUUUCUGUGGAGUGAUGUCUCUAGAAUUAUAACCCCGAGAGUGUUUCACAAAAGGGUGCCUAAUGUCAUGGAUAACUUUACGAACAACUUAACAAUAUUGAAGAGCUAAAAUAAUGGGAUUCCAAAAGGUUCCCCCAGAUGACGAUCAAAGUGUGCAUGCCUUUCCUAUAAUGGAAAUUAAAUUAUUUUGCAUAUAUGUCUUGAGAUUAAAACAAAAUUAAUGCUGUGUGUAAUUUAAAUGAAUUUCAACUUAAUGACCAUAUUGAUUUUAUAAUGAAUUUAUAAUAAUUUAUUUUGAAUAAUUUUACAGCAACUGAAAUGAACGAUGUGAUCUCAUUUCGCUCUGGAUUGGUACUAUUGAAGUCAGUCGUAAAGUUGUAAAGUUGUGCAUGUCAUUAAAAUCAGUUUUGUGAAACGUUCUCCCGAAUAGAAUGUGAAUUAUUGUUAUAACUUGCUGUCAAAGCAAGCUGUGUUUGUAUUCGACUCGUGAAUUUCUUUGAACAAAAAAAAAUAUCAUUAAAAACAAAGCAAGAUAUGCUUAUUUCUUGGA